AUGGAGUCGACGCCGCUGGUCGGGGACGUCGCCAAGCCGCCGGCGCCACGGCCGAAGCUCUCCAAGUACUCGUCCGUGCCCAACAUGGCCAAGCCGAGCCUCGUGACCCGCGCGGCCGACAUUCCCGAGUUCAAGCGCUUCCUCUCGGCGCCCAUUAGCGAGGACGGCGAGUACGGGCCGCCGUCGUCGAUCGACGAUUCGAUGCUGCACGAGCACUCGAUGAAGAGUCUGCCGAGGAACGAGUCGAGCCAAGGCGUGAGUGGCGCGACGCACGACGCGGCUGCGCCGGAAUUGCGCCCGCUGCCGCCGCCGUACCGCAGCCAGUCGCCCGAGUGGGACUAUGUCAUUGUGUUUCCCAACCCCGAGCUGCGCAUGCCCGUGAACGGCGAGACGCCGCCGAGUCCCGCGAGUGGCAGCGCCGGCGUCAUGAGCAUGAGCGACGUGCUCACCAAGCUGCGGCAGGCCGGCCUCGACACGCAGCUCUCCAAGUCGACGCCGCCGCCGUCCUCGACGGCCGCGACGACCAAGUACGUGCCGCCGUACGUGUACUGCAAGAUCCGCGCGACGCUCGAUCGCCUCAAGGCCGAGGCCGCCCGUGUGCACAUGGCGCUGCCGCUUGUCGAGAACCAGCUCGAGCGCAUGGCCAAGCAGGGUGAAGUGCGCUUCCACAUCGAGAGCCCAGAAGACCGCAUCGCCGAGAUGCAGCGCGAGGGCUUUGAGCCGCUGCCCGCGGAAAGCAAGCGGUCGACCACGCGCCGCACGUUCAAGAAGGUGCGGUACGAGCCCGGCCAAGACGUCGACGUCUUCGACCUCUUUGACGCGGGCGAGCUCGACGACCUCGCGGCCGAGGAGACGGGCGAGGCGCGCAACCCGUCGCACAACAAUGGCAACUCGUGGGUUGACCGCAUGACGCUGCUGCUGCGCAAGUUCAAGUACAAGCCGUACCAGUUCAUCCACAUGCACUACCACCACCAGGACAACAUCCAGUGUCUCUACCACUCGCCGCUCUUCCCGACGACGAAGCGCAUCCGGCUCCUCGAAAGCAUCAUGACGAGUCCAUUCGGCGCCGGCUUGGACCUCGCGUUGCUCCUCAAGACGGGCGCGAUCGCAGCCGCCUACCCGCUCCAUGAAGACGAGACGCGCCGCGAGAUCCGCGACAUGUGGAACUCGUCGCUUUGGCUCACGCACCAGCCGAUCGAAAUGACGCGCGAGUAUUUUGGGUGCCAAGUCGCGCUCUUCCUCGCGUACGUCGCGCAUAUGACCCGCUGGCUCCUGCUGCCGUCGGUCUUUGGGCUCUGCUUCCUCUUCAUGGGCAAGACGCCGCUCGUACCGCUCUUCGGGCUCUUCAUGGUGUGCUGGUCGACGCUCUUCCUCAAAAUGUGGAAGCGCAAGCUCGCGGUCCUCGGCAUGAAGUGGGGCAUGGCCGACUACCAUGCGCCCGAGCACGACAAGCCGUCGUUUGACGACGAGCGCAACUGGCACGUCCCAAAGGGCUCGACGUCGUCGCUCAUCUUUCGCCGCGUCGUCUCGAUGUUCGUGCUGCUGCUGCUGGUUGCGUGCGUCCUGGCGAGUGUCGGCGGGCUCUUCUACCUUCGGUACCACGCCGAGCUCUCGCCGGCCGCGAUGGCAUGGCACGUGCCGGGCAACUAUACGCUCGAGGUUGCGUUCCGCGGGGAGCUGCACCUCGUCGCGCUCCUCAACGUCGUCUCGAUCUACCUCUGGACGUACGUCUUCAACAAGCUGCACAUGACGCUCAACGACUACGAGGUGUACCACGCCGAGGCGACCGCGCAGCAAGCGUACAUCCUCAAAGCCAUGUUUUCCAUUUCGUCAACCACUUUGCCGGCCCCGUGCGUCCGCGUCCAGUACGCCGGCCCCGACAUUGAGGCCGUCGCCGAGCUCAAGACGUACAUGCUGUACCUCUACGGCGCGCAGCUCGUGGUCCACAACGUCUGGAUUGUCCUGCUGCCGUACGGCCGCCACCUCUUUUGCAAAACCAAGAAGCGCUGGCAAGCCCGCCGGCAUCUGAAUUCGCUCUUCAACGGCUCGUCCGUCAACGACGAGUUGGAGACGCUCCCGAUCUCGGGCUCGGUGGGCCUCCCGACGAAGCGGCUCGCGGUCGAAGUCCAGUUCCAACUGGCCGAUUACGGCUGGAAAGGGCUCUUCAACGACUACUUCCACAUGGUCGUCCAGUUUGGCUACGCGACGCUCUUCGUCGUCUCGUGCCCGUACCUCCCGCUCAUGGCGUGCGUGCACAACAUCGUGGCCAUCCGCGCCCACGGCGUGCACCUCACGACGCUCUUCCGGCGCCCAAGCCCGCGCUCGGCGCAGCAGAUCCGGCUCUGGACCUUCUUCCUCGAGCUCCUCUGCACGCUGGCCAUUGGCACGAACGCGUGGGCGAUCGUCGCCAAAGCCAAGCUCGCGCAAGCCGCGCUCGACACGUUCCAUAUGCCAGAAAUGUACUACGUGCAAGCGCGCUGGCUCUGCAUCGGGCUCCUCUUUCUUGUGCUCUACGGCCUCUCGUCCGUCUUUGGCGUCUGCAUCAACGACAUUCCGUCAAGAGUCCGCGUGCAGCUUGAGCGCCAGGAGUACUACGUGUCGAAAGUCCUGCACCUUGGGUACCGCUGGGACAAGGCGAUGCACGCCAUCAUCUUUGGCGGCAGCCAAGAAGACUUGGAAGAGCAGGAUGGGUACGGCUGGGACUAUGCGAUCGUGUUCCCCAACCCGGAGGUGCGCCGCCCGCCCAAGCUCCACCCGCUCACGGGCAAACUCGAGUCGUCGCUCUCGAUGCGGGACAUGCUGCUCAAGCUCCACAAGGCCGGGCUCCAAGUGCAGUUCUUUGAUUCGGCCGCGAUCGUGAGCUCGUACAUUCCGUCCAUGGUGCUCUGCAAGGUCCGCGCGAGCCGGCAGCGCCUCGAGAUCGAGGCCGACCGCAUCAAGAUGCCGAUGCUGCUCAACGCGCAGGAGAUGGAAGCGCAAGCCCGCGCCGGCGUCGUGCGCACGGUCUGGGGCCGCCUCGCCAAGCACAUUUCGGGCCUCGAGGCCGAGAUCGACACGAUCCACGUCGGCAAGCUCCUCGCCGAGAUGCUGCUGCUCAAGAAGCUCGCGACGCGCAAGCACCACGACGUGUCGCGGCCGAUCGAGUCGUGGUCGCAGCUGCUGCUCGAGCUCAACAUUGUCGUCGGCGCGAUGGCCGACAUGGACAAGUCGAUCAAGGUCGGGUUCCAGCACUUUAAGAUCGAGAACACGCAGUUCACCAAGCGGCAAGCCGCCACCGAGACGCUCGAGGGACAUAAAGACGCGCUCGAGGCGCUCGUGCAUCUCUCGAUGGACCCCAACAUGGAAGGCGUCCUCGACAAAGUGCCCUACGUGCUGCACAACAUGUCGGUGACGCUGACGCAAGCCGCGCGCGAGCUCGGCAUUCAGCUCACGCUCUUGCCGAUCAUCACCAAGCCCAAGUGGAACAUGGACAAGGCCGAGCGCGCCGAGACCGAGGCCGUCGAGAAGGAGCUCCGGACGACCAUGACGCACCUCACCAACGUCUACGGCGAGCUGCAGCCACUUCUGGCCAAGAUGGAGCACCUCUUGCAGCUGAGCUUGCCGCUGCCCGAGCUCUGGAGUCUCAGCGACCACCUCCGGCACGGCAAGGACCUCCCAUACUCGAACCCGAGCGUGUGGCUCAAGUCGGAACUCGACAUCUUCCUCGCGACGAUUCAGGACAUCGCCGCCGACGCGAACGAGCUCCGCGCCGAGAUGACGCCGCUCGCAACGACGUCGGACGCGCUGCUGCCGAUGCCGCAUCUCAUCACUGGGCUUUUGGAGGCGACGAUCGCCAACCCGCUCAUCGACAUUCAGCCGUUCCACGUCGAGAACCCGAACCCGGCCUUCCGGAGCCUCGCCAAGCGCUUCCGGUACGCGCCGUACGAGUACAUGCACAUGUCGUACCAGGCCAAGGACGAGCUGCAGCACUGGUACAUGCAGUACCCGGCGACCACCUCUGCGAGCGCGCCGCACCAGCUCUUUAGCAGCACGCAGCGCAUCACGCUGCUCGAGAGCAUCAUCACCGACUCGGAGACGGGCGCGGGGCUCAACUUGGAGCGACUCGUGCUCUCGGGGGCGAUCAAGGGCCACUUUCCGCUGCACGACGAGCACGCCAAGCGCGAGCUCUGGGCGCGCUGGAAGUGGUCGCUGCUGCAGCCGAUCGGCGACAUUCGGUCGUACUUUGGCGUCAAGAUCGCCUUGUACUUUGCGUACCUCGGACACUAUACGACGUGGCUGACGUUGUCGUCCGUCGCGGGCCUGAGCGUCGUCGUCGUCCAGGCCGUGCACAGCCACUACAACAUCUCCAAGUCGGAGCUCGAUUGGGUCAAGAUCUACUCGGUGCCAGUGUACGGCACGUUCAUCAUCAUUUGGGCGACGCUCUUUCUGAAGAACUGGGUCCGGAAGCAGUCGGUCUUUGCGCUGCAGUGGGGCAUGUCAGAGUACCACGAGGAAGAGCAGCUGCGGCCGCAGUUCCAAGGCGACCUCAUGCGCGAUCCGAUCACGGGCGCGCGCAUGCGCUACUUUAACGACGGCCAGCGGCGCCUCCGCCUCCUCUACUCGUGGUUCAUCCUCGCGAUCCUCAUCUGCAUCGUGCUUGUCUGCGUCGCCAUCAUCUUUUGGCUGCGCAUGCAUUUGCACAACAACCCGUUCUUCCAGUUUGGAACCGUCAACAUUGGCACCGAGGUCGCGGCCAUGGCCAACGUCAUCCAGAUCUUCAUGCUCUCGCAGCUCUACAACAAUGUGAGUGGGAGUCUCAACGAGUACGAGAACCACCGGACCGACACGGCGUACGAAAACCACUUUAUCGGCAAGGCCAUCGUCUUCCAGUUUGUCAACAACUUUGCGCUGCUCUUCUACGUGGCCUUUCUCAAGGAGAACUUUGAGGGCUGCCAAGAGAACGACUGCAUGGGCGAGCUCAAGAUCUCGCUCGUCUACGUCUAUGGCUCGCAGCUCGUCAUGGGCAACUGCCAAGAGCUCGUGGUGCCGCUCUUCUGGGCCCGCGUUGAGAAGGUCCAGCACGAGUGGGUCUCCAAGCAGGACAAGGACGAACCGGAAAUCUCGGCCGUCGAGACGCAGUUCUUCAUGCCCACGUACGGCUGGCGCGGGACGUUUGACGACUACCUCGAGAUGAUCAUCCAGUUUGGCUACUCGACCUUCUUUGUCAUCGCGUGCCCUUUCGCGCCCAUCAUGUCGUGCUUCAACAACUUUUUUGAGAUUCGCAUUGACGCGAGCAAGCUCAGCCGGUUCGCGCGCCGCCCGCGGCCCAGCGGCGCGUCGACCAUCGGCCAGUGGGUGCACGUGCUCGAGGUCUUUGUCUCGAUCGCGAUCGUCACGAACGCGUGGGUGAUUGUCUCGACGUCCGACCUCACCGACCUCGUGCUCCAGACGUUCCCGUCGCUCCAGAAGAGCUUGAGUACGCUCGGCGUCUUCUUUGGCGUUGCCGGCGGCCUCUUCACGCUGCGCUAUGCGAUCAACAGCAGCAUCGACGACAUGCCACGUCACGUGCGCGCGCAGCUCCGGCGCCAAAAGUUUGUCGUCGGCCAAAUCCUCUCGACGCACGAAGAAGUGAGCGCCCGCCGCAAGUCGAUCCAACGCGCAACAACGACAGCCGUCCUCUCCAAGGGCGCGCCCACGUCGACUGCGGCCUAGUGUAUAAACACAAUAAGAAACCAGUUUGCAUCGAAGACCGCGUUCAG
This is a messenger RNA of Saprolegnia parasitica CBS 223.65, 5738 nucleotides long. RefSeq lists its product as hypothetical. NCBI's taxonomy places the organism in Eukaryota, Oomycota, Saprolegniomycetes, Saprolegniales, Saprolegniaceae. The record is from RefSeq and is a predicted model, not a curated record. Gene Ontology annotation, molecular function: chloride channel activity. Gene Ontology annotation, biological process: chloride transmembrane transport. The transcript is spliced from 2 exons. Bases 1 to 5691 code for a protein of 1896 amino acids.